Homalodisca vitripennis (glassy-winged sharpshooter) is the source of this 2151-nucleotide messenger RNA. RefSeq lists its product as uncharacterized. The record is from RefSeq and is a predicted model, not a curated record. The transcript has 4 exons. The coding region runs from base 358 to 2151 and encodes 597 amino acids. NCBI's taxonomy places the organism in Eukaryota, Metazoa, Arthropoda, Insecta, Hemiptera, Cicadellidae.
AAAGCUCAUUCCUGUUAUCUGAAUCUGAAAGUAGUGGUGGUGCUGGGAUAUUUCUAAUAUAACAAUUUCAAUUUCAAGUUUAAUUGUUGUCAUUUGGUACCAUUGAAGUCACCAGUUAUUUUCUUGUGUUUACAACAUCACUGUCAUCACUGGACUGUCCAGUGACUGUUCCCUUCCAUACUUUGAAGUGUGUAGCCACUUUCCAAGAUGGGGAAGUUGUAAUCCUGUUACAAAAUCAUUACAAAAUGCGUGCUGCUAAUAACGGAUAGCCAUGGGAGGGAACUUCAUCUCCUGGAGAAAUCCUUUGAGCAUUCAGUUAACGCCAUAGAGUGCCCCAACAGCUCAUUCAACUAUAUAAUGGACUAUCAUGAAAAUUACUACAAAGUUGUGGUCAUGGAACUAAACUCUUUUUGUUUAUGUAAAAUGAACAAUGUAAAUGUAAUCAAUUUGCGUAGGAGAAAGGAUUAUUUUUCAGCUGCCGUGCAUUGUGCAUCUGCAAGUCUGAAUAAAACUCAAGAAUUAAUAAACAUGGCAAAUCAUAUUGAUAUUUCAAAAUUUAAGAGAGAAGUUUUUACAAUUCAUGGCUUGCACAUGAACAUGCACGGCAAGCAUAAACUUGCUGCCAUCAUUGUGAAUUCUACGUUGAAACAAUUUUACUCGUGGCGAUUGGCCGUCAGGAAUGGCUUCUCCAUCCUGCACAACGGAGGAAAGUUGUUUCAACAGUACAUUGUUGACGCAUGGUGUAAAGUCGAGGCAAAUCAACUUUGGUUCAUCCGGCAGAACCAGCGAUCACUGAGAGUGGAAAAUUAUCGUGGUCUUCGUAGGUACCUGGAAGAAAGAGCGCGUGCGUUGGGAGCUCGGGUUGGAAAAUUGGUAGUGCUCCCAGCCAUGACUGUAGGAUCGCCGCGUUAUAUGCAGGCCAGGUACCGUGAGGCCAUGGCGAUUGUGGCACGUUACGGGAAACCAGAUCUCUUCAUUACUUUCACAACAAAUCCUAAUUGGCCCGAAAUUCAAGAGAAUCUGGAACAUCACCAACGCUUUGAACACCGACCGGACUUGGUCUGUCGCGUGUUCAAAUCAAAAUUCACACAAUUCCUCGACGACUUGAACAAAAGACAGGUGCUGGGUGUUACACAAACGUACACCUACGUAAUCGAAUUCCAAAAAAGGGGGCUUCCACAUGCCCACGUUUUGAUCACAAUGAGACCAGAAGACAAAAUUAUGAUCGACAAUGUGGAUGACAUUGUCUGUGCCGAGUUCCCCGACCGUGACAUGGACCCAACACUGUACGACAUCAUAGCUGAACACUAUGUUCACAGACCCUGUGGAGCCAACAAUCCCGUCGCCCCCUGUAUGCGAGACGGUAAGUGCUCCAAAGGCUAUCCGAUGUCGUUCAAUGAUGAGACCAUAAUUGAUCACGUCAGGAGACCUGUUUAUCGCAGGCGACGUGACGGACGGCCGAACAGCAGUCGUCGAGGAAACGGUAAUCGACAACCGAAGGAUUGUGCCAUACAACCGGUACUUUGCAAAAAAAUACAUGUGCCACAUCAAUUUCGAAGUCUGCGCCACACUCUCGAGCAUGAAGUACCUCUACAAGUAUGUACACAAGGGCGCAGACUGUAUCACAAUUCAAGCCAGUGCGAUCAAACACUUGACUGGGACGAAAUUCAAAAUUAUUUGGACUGUCGUUAUGUCAGUUCAACGGAAGCCGCGUACCGACUUAUGACAUUUCCUCUCGCAGACAGAUCACAUUCGGUAAUGACUUUGCCGGUUCAUUUGGAAAAUGAACAAGCCAUUCUGUUUGAUGACGACCUCCCUGAAGAGGACGUUGCAGCUGCAGUUGAUAAGCCAACCAAAUUGAUGGCGUGGUUCAUAUUGAACAACACAGACGUGGAAGCCCGGCAAUUGACAUAUGUUGAGAUUCCUGAACACUACACGUGGAACAACAGAGAGGCAGUGUGGGAAAAAAGAAGGCAAAUCUCAAAGACGAUUGGUCAAUUGAUGGAAGUGACUCCUACUGACGUGGAAUUGUAUCAUCUCAGAAUGUUGUUGCACCACGUGAGAGGUGCAGUGUCUUUUGAAAGUAUAAGAGAUGUCCACGGAACAGUGUUUCCAACAUACUUUUUAACGCUUGCAAAGAAAUGGGGCUGA